Messenger RNA from Oryza brachyantha (malo sina), 3736 nucleotides. Its product is annotated as FACT complex subunit SPT16. NCBI's taxonomy places the organism in Eukaryota, Viridiplantae, Streptophyta, Magnoliopsida, Poales, Poaceae. Gene Ontology annotation, cellular component: FACT complex. Gene Ontology annotation, biological process: transcription elongation by RNA polymerase II; positive regulation of transcription elongation by RNA polymerase II. Bases 211 to 3381 code for a protein of 1056 amino acids. The transcript is spliced from 2 exons. Gene Ontology annotation, molecular function: nucleosome binding. The record is from RefSeq and is a predicted model, not a curated record.
UCCACGCCGCCGUCUUGCACCACGCCCCCCUCGCCGGAGCUCGCCGCGUCCGGUGGAGGGCCCUCGACGUCGUCCUCGACCUCGCCCCGCGCGCCCGGAGCCCGUGGUGGGCGGGAGACCCGUGCGUCGCUGCGGGCUGGUGCGCUCGGUCGCUCGCUUGUUCCUCGCUCGCCGCCGUUCACUGGGUUAAUGUGAGCUUGCUGAUAAAAUAUGGCUGAUAAUGGUAAUGCCAAGCCAGGUGGUGGGGGAUCUGGAGCUUAUACAAUCAACCUAGAUAAUUUCAGUAAGCGGCUGAAGGUGUUCUAUGGCCAUUGGAAAGAGCACAGUUCUGAUCUUUGGGGUUCUUCUGAUGCUAUUGCAAUUGCUACUCCACCACCAUCUGAAGAUCUUCGGUAUUUGAAGUCCUCAGCUCUAGAUGUCUGGCUACUUGGAUAUGAAUUUCCGGAAACCAUAAUUGUCUUCAUGCACAAGCAAAUACAUUUCUUGUGCAGUCAAAAGAAAGCAAAUCUCAUUGGGACUCUCAAGAAGGCUGCAAAUGAUGCUGUUGGUGCUGAUAUUGUCUUGCAUGUGAAGGCCAAGAAUGAUGAUGGUGUUGGCUUAAUGGAGGACAUGGUGCGUGCUGUCUGUGCUCAGUCAAAAUCAGAUGACCCGAUUGUUGGUCACAUUGCGAAAGAGGCACCUGAGGGUAAGCUCCUUGAAGCAUGGGCAGAAAAAUUGUCUAGCUCAUCUCUUCAACUUACAGAUAUAACGAAUGGCUUCUCUGAGCUUUUUGCGGUGAAGGAUGCCUCAGAGAUCACAUGUGUGAAGAAGGCUGCUUACCUAACUUCAUCUGUAAUGAAAAAUUUUGUGGUUCCGAAGCUAGAGAAGGUGAUUGAUGAAGAGAGGAAAGUGACACACUCUUCAUUGAUGGAUGAUACAGAGAAGGCUAUACUUGAUCCUCUUAAGGUCAAGGUGAAGUUGAAGGCUGAAAAUGUUGACAUAUGUUAUCCUCCUGUAUUUCAAAGUGGAGGGAAGUUUGACCUCAAGCCAGGCGCCUCAAGCAAUGAUGAUUAUCUGUACUAUGAUUCUGCAAGUGUUAUCAUCUGUGCAAUAGGGGCCAGAUAUGGAAAUUAUUGCUCCAAUAUUGCCAGAACAUUUCUGAUAGAUGCCACUCCUACACAGAGCAAGGCGUAUGAAGCUCUUAUGAAAGCUCAGGAAGCUGCUGUAGAAGCAUUGAAGCCAGGGAAUCGGAUGAGUGCAGUUUAUCAGGCUGCAGUUGAAGCUAUUGAGAAGAAUGCCCCUGAACUACUUCCUAACCUAACGAAGUCCGCUGGUACAGGAAUUGGUCUUGAAUUCCGAGAAUCUGGCUUAAACUUGAAUCCCAAGAACGAUCGUAUCAUAAAAGAAGGAAUGGUUUUUAAUGUCUGCCUUGGUUUGCAUAAUCUUCAAGCAGAAACAAAGAGUGAGAAGACAAAGCAAUACUCUCUGUUGCUGGCUGAUACAUGUUUAGUGCCUUUGGAGAUCUUAACAGCAACAUGCUCCAAGCUUGUUAAGGAUGUUGCCUAUUCGUUUAAUGAUGAGGAUGAAGUUCUUCCUGUCACAAAGGCAGUAGUUAAUGCAAAGGAGGCAUUACCACCAACAAAGGCUACACUUCGAUCAGACAACCAGGAGAUGUCCAAGGAAGAGCUCCGGAGACAACACCAGGCUGAACUCGCUCGUCAAAAGAAUGAAGAGACUGCUAGAAGGCUUGCUGGAGUUGGUUCUGGUUCCGGUGAUGGGCGUGGCACCUCAAGGUCUUCAAAUGAGCUUGUUGCAUAUAAGAAUGUUAAUGAUGUUCCAUAUGCAAGGGAGUUGGUCAUACAAGUAGAUCAGAAGAACGAAGCUGUCCUGUUACCUAUUUAUGGCAGCAUGGUUCCUUUCCAUGUUUCCACUGUUAAGAGUGUAACGAGUCACCAGGACAACCGCACUUGCACUAUUCGCAUCUUCUUCAACGUACCUGGCAUGCCAUUCUCAAAUGAUAACAAUCUGAAGUCUCAGGGGGCUAUCUACUUGAAAGAGAUUACGUUCCGCUCAAAAGAUCCACGACAUAGCAGUGAAGUUGUUCAGCAGAUCAAAACAUUGAGGCGGCAAGUUGCUUCAAGGGAGUCAGAGAGAGCCGAAAGGGCCACCCUUGUUACUCAGGAGAAGCUCCAGCUGGCAAGCAACAGAAACAAGCCAGUUAGACUUUCUGAUGUGUGGAUACGACCUGCAUUUGGUGGACGUGGGCGGAAGCUUACAGGAACUCUUGAGUCCCAUGUCAAUGGUUUCAGAUAUUCUACUUCAAGGGCUGAUGAGCGUGUGGACAUUAUGUAUGGGAAUAUAAAACAUGCCUUCUUCCAGCCUGCAGAAAAAGAAAUGAUUACCCUACUUCAUUUCCAUCUGCACAAUCAUAUCAUGGUUGGUAACAAAAAGACAAAGGAUGUUCAAUUUUAUGUUGAGGUGAUGGAUGUUGUUCAGACACUUGGUGGGAAUAGGAGAUCAGCGCUUGAUCCUGAUGAAAUUGAAGAGGAACAGCGUGAGAGGGACCGAAAGAAUAGAAUAAACAUGGAUUUCCAAAACUUUGUGAAUAAGGUUAAUGAUAACUGGUCGCAGCCACAGUUCAAGGGGCUGGAUCUUGAGUUUGAUGUCCCUCUUAGAGAGCUUGGGUUCCAUGGGGUUCCAUACAAAGCUUCAGCUUUCAUCAUUCCAACUUCUACUUGUUUGGUUGAACUAAUUGAGACACCCUUCCUGGUGGUGACCCUUGGUGAGAUAGAGAUUGUUAAUUUGGAGAGGGUAGGCUUUGGAACAAAGAACUUUGACAUGGCUAUCGUGUUCAAGGAUUUCAAGAAGGAUGUUCUUCGCAUUGAUUCCAUUCCGUCAACAUCACUUGAUGCAAUAAAGGAGUGGCUUGACACUACUGAUCUCAAGUACUAUGAGAGCAGGCUGAACCUUAACUGGCGUCCUAUUCUGAAAACUAUCAUUGAUGAUCCUCAGAAAUUCAUAGAUGACGGUGGCUGGGAAUUCUUGAAUAUGGAGGCAAGUGAUUCAGAGUCGGAGGAAACAGGGGAAUCAGAUCAGGGUUACGAGCCUUCUGAUGCUGAGCCUGAGUCUGAGUCAGAAGAUGAUGAUUCUGACAGUGCGUCCCUGGUGGAAUCCGAUGAGGACGGGGAGGAUGAUUCUGAAGAAGACUCGGAGGAAGAGAAGGGUAAGACAUGGGAGGAGCUAGAACGGGAGGCAAGCAAUGCAGACAGGGAGAACGGUGCGGAGUCUGACAGUGAAGAAGAGAGGCGGCGGCGCAAGGUGAAGACCUUCAGCAAGUCCCGCCCUCCACCAGAACGCAGCAGCUUCAAAGGAGGACCUUCGAAGAAGCCCAAGUUCAGGUAAAUUGCGGCGCCCCUCGCCGGGGUUUGACUGCAUUCCUGAAUGCACACCCCUCUUGAGGGCGCAUGGUGUGCUUGCUUGUAGCAGAAGCGCUCAUGGCUGUUCCUCUAGAUCAUCACGAUACUUUGUUUCCGUAGUAGCUUUACUAGUAACAGUUAGAUGAAAGGGUGGUGGAACUUUGUUGGUGAGCUCCAUAGCUGAUGAAAUGAACCGUAAGACUUUUGCCAUCUAGUUGAUUCAUUAGUUGUACCCUCAUUGAUGUAAUGCCUUUUCCUUUUCUUUUCUGGUAGAUUGUUGACCUCCAGAAUGUAUAAUAUUUAUGUUGGUGGACCUAUAUUAAGCACACGUCAACGCUGCA